CCUUGCAGAAGGAGAAUCGCGCAUUUGCUGCUCCGUGCGGAGAGGUGUGGAACGUUUGGGCGGCGUGGUCCAGCAGCUCCCGGGGAGGCGAACGCAUUUGCGCUCUCGCUUCCGAGGCCUAGCGGGCCUUCAGUGGCCGAGAGGUUAGGCGUUUCAGUGGGGUGAGAGCUCGCGGCCAGCCGCGCAGCGCCGUGACCCGGCCUCACCAUGCUGGUCUUAUUUGAGACGUCCGUUGGCUACGCCAUCUUUAAGGUUCUGAAUGAGAAGAAACUUCAAGAGGUUGAUAGUUUGUGGAAAGAAUUUGAAACGCCAGAAAAAGCGAAUAAAAUAGUAAAGCUAAAACAUUUUGAAAAAUUUCAGGAUACAGCGGAAGCAUUAGCAGCAUUUACAGCUCUGAUGGAGGGCAAAAUCAAUAAGCAGCUGAAGAAAGUUCUGAAGAAAAUAGUAAAAGAAGCCCAUGAACCUCUGGCUGUGGCUGACGCUAAACUAGGAGGGGUGAUAAAGGAAAAGUUGAAUCUCAGCUGUAUCCAUAGUCCUGUUGUUAAUGAACUUAUGAGAGGAAUUCGAUCACAAAUGGAUGGCUUGAUUCCUGGGGUAGAACCACGUGAGAUGGCAGCCAUGUGUCUUGGAUUGGCCCACAGCCUGUCUCGAUACAGAUUGAAAUUCAGUGCUGAUAAAGUAGAUACAAUGAUUGUUCAGGCAAUUUCCUUAUUAGAUGACUUGGAUAAAGAACUAAACAACUACAUUAUGCGGUGUAGGGAGUGGUAUGGCUGGCACUUCCCUGAGUUGGGGAAAAUUAUUUCAGAUAAUUUGACAUACUGCAAGUGUUUACAGAGAGUUGGUGACAGGAAGAACUAUGCAUCUGCCACUCUUUCUGACUUGCUGUCAGAGGAAAUGGAAGCUGAAGUGAAAGCAGCCGCCGAGAUAUCUAUGGGAACAGAAGUUUCUGAAGAAGAUAUUUGCAACAUUCUACAUCUGUGUACCCAGGUGAUUGAAAUUUCUGAGUAUAGAACUCAGUUGUAUGAAUAUCUGCAAAAUCGAAUGAUGGCCAUCGCACCUAAUGUUACAGUUAUGGUUGGGGAGUUAGUUGGAGCACGGCUCAUUGCUCAUGCAGGUUCUCUUUUGAAUUUGGCCAAGCAUGCAGCUUCUACAGUACAGAUUCUUGGCGCAGAAAAAGCACUUUUCAGGGCCCUUAAAUCUAGACGAGAUACCCCUAAGUAUGGGCUCAUUUAUCAUGCUUCUCUGGUAGGCCAGACAAGUCCCAAACACAAAGGAAAGAUUUCUCGAAUGCUGGCAGCCAAAACUGUUUUGGCUAUCCGAUAUGAUGCUUUUGGUGAAGAUUCCAGUUCUGCAAUGGGAGUUGAGAACAGAGCCAAAUUAGAGGCCAGAUUGAGAAUUUUGGAGGACAGAGGGAUAAGAAAAAUAAGUGGAACAGGAAAGGCAUUAGCAAAAGCAGAAAAGUAUGAACACAAAAGUGAAGUGAAGACAUAUGAUCCCUCUGGUGACUCCACACUUGCAACUUGUUCUAAAAAACGCAAAAUAGAAGAGGUAGAUAAAGAGGAUGAAAUUACUGAAAAGAAAGCAAAAAAGCCCAAGAUUAAAAUUAAAGCUGAGGUAGAAGAGGAGGUGGAGGAGGUAGAGGAGGUGGAGGAGGAAGAAGAACAGGUAGAAGAGGAGCCAUCUGUAAGGAAGAAGAAGAAGAAGGAUAAAAAGAAGCACAUUAAGGAGGAGCCGCUUUCUGACGAAGAGCCAUGCACCAGCACAGCAAUUCCUAGUCCAGAGAAAAAGAAGAAAAAGAAAAAAAAGAAAGAAGCUGAGGACUGAUGGAAAGGAACUGUAAUUCUGUCACCUGGACACAUCAUGCUUAAGAUUCAGUUGGGAGCAUAUCAGAUGCUCUAUAAAAUAAGGGAGGCAAAUCCAACCAUGAUUAUCUAUAGCUUCUCAGUCUGUUUUUUGUGUCUUGUCAUCAAUUGUUAAUCUUAUAGUCUUUGAUACACAAAUAAAUAUAUUUUCUUUGUAUUAUAAGGCAGUUCUGUGAUCUCUUUAUAUUUUAGGUAGAGAAUAUUUAGUUCUUUCUAUGAUUGACUUGGCAUUUAUUAGAUUUUGAUUGUUAUUGUUGAAAAGUGAGUUGUCAAUUAUUGGAAAUUCCAAAAUUAGAAAUAGCCUUUUUAAAGUGGUGCAUAGAUGGGCCAAUUUAAGAUCUUGUGUUUUUUCUUGUCUUCUCGUAUUUUAAAACUGAGCAGAAUGCUGUUACCUGCUCCAGAAAGUAAGAAAAUGGAUGUGAUUUUUAUCAUUCGCUACUUUUGAUGUAUGUGUUUUGAAAUGAGGUCUUGUGCCUACAUUCAAUGUGUAGCCAAGAAUGACUUCACUCCUGGCCUGCAACUCAAAGAGCUCUACCUGCCUCUACCCCUGGAGUGCUGGGAUUAAUAGUCCAUACUACCACCACUUGACCUGUUUUCAGCUUUAAGGAUUGAAAUCAUAUCUACUUAGCACACUAAACAGAAGGGAAGGCAUGGUGUGCUGUUUUGGUCAAUUUUAUGUUUAAAUACCGUAUUUGAAUUUAGUUCUUUGAUUGGUCUUGAAUGAGCUGCAUUUUUAACAUAAUAACAUAAUUAUUAGUUUCAUAUUAGGUCUCAACUGUUUACUCAAGCUAGCCUAGAGUGUUGAGGUAUGCUACCACACUUAACUAUAAAAUCUCAUUAGAUAUGACUGAGGAUGUUGUUCAGUAGGUAUUGUCUAGUAUGCAUGAAGCCACAAUGCUACCACCAACAGGAAAUUCUCCACUCACACCUUCAAGUCUUAAUGUAAGUUUGUUUUUUGGAAUAAACUGUCUCUGCCCCUU
Messenger RNA from Cricetulus griseus (Chinese hamster), 2842 nucleotides. NCBI's taxonomy places the organism in Eukaryota, Metazoa, Chordata, Mammalia, Rodentia, Cricetidae. The record is from RefSeq and is a predicted model, not a curated record.